Molecule: messenger RNA, 1788 nt
Organism: Cryphonectria parasitica EP155
Lineage: Eukaryota; Fungi; Ascomycota; Sordariomycetes; Diaporthales; Cryphonectriaceae
Exons: 4
Coding region: 1-1788 (595 amino acids)
Biological process (GO): cell differentiation; regulation of transcription by RNA polymerase II
Molecular function (GO): DNA-binding transcription factor activity, RNA polymerase II-specific; RNA polymerase II cis-regulatory region sequence-specific DNA binding
Source: RefSeq, a predicted model, not a curated record
AUGGCCACAAUGAUGGAAGACCAGGGCAUGACGUGCCCGACGAGCGCUACUCCCUCAUCUGCCACAUCUGCUUCUCACAACCCAAACUCCGUCUCAAAACGGCCCCCAAGGAAGAGCACCUUGACCCAGCAGCAAAAGAACCAGAAGAGACAGCGCGCAACACAAGAUCAGCUGACGACCCUGGAAAUGGAGUUCAACAAGAACCCUACUCCUACGGCAAACGUGCGAGAGCGGAUCGCGGACGAGAUCAACAUGACCGAGCGGUCGGUUCAGAUCUGGUUCCAAAACAGGCGUGCCAAGAUCAAGGCGCUGGCGAAGAAGAGCUUGGAGACCGGCGAGGAUUUCGAUGCGAUACCCGAGUCCAUGCGGACCUACCUGGCUAUGCAGGCCAUGGAGUCUGGCAAGGGUCUUGGCGCCGGUUUCCUCGGCCGUGGCCUCAUGCCUUACGGUCCUAGCAGCAUCCCCUUCGGCGGAGAGCAGAACGGCCAGGGCAAAGUUUUAAUCCAUCACUUGACCUGCCGUUCUCUCAGCAUUGGCAAGUGGACGCGUGUGGGCCAAAACACCAUGGACCUGAUCAUUUUCUACUCGCCUGACAAAUGUACCAUGACCUACUACAUCAACAACGAGCAGGCUGGCUACAAGAUCGAGUACCCCUUCGCGUCCAUCAAGUCAAUCUUCCUCGAGAACAAUGAUGGCGACCCGAACAAGCUCGGUGGCAUUGUCAUCGAGCUGAACAGGCCCCCUAACUUCUUCAUGGACUCGUCACCGCAGACCAACGGCUUCUUCCAAUGUGGAGAUUUCACCGAGGAUCAGCAGGCGUCACAGUGCCUUGUCCACCAUCUCGGCGGCAACCCUAAGGUCCUCAGCGGUCAGCUGGCCAAGCUUGUGUCGCUGGAGGCCUUUAUGAACCGUCACUCGACUAACCCCUACGAGGCUAUGCAUGCGAUCUCCAUCUCGGCUCCUGUCUCGCCUACGAACCGGCCGUCCUCGCAGCCCAGCUUUGGUGCCCCUCAUGUGGGCAUGUACCAGGAGACACAGUGGGGUGCUCCUCCGUCGCUGCAUCCUGGGAUGCCUCGCGGCCACAAACGCCAGCGCAGCAGGUCGGUCCCCAUGCCUGUUGACUUUGCCAUGCUGCAGGCACCCAUGCCGUCGUUCUUCAUCCAGCACCCUGGUGAGAGCCAGCCGCAACCCCACAGCCCAAGCAUCUUCGCUCCUGUUCCUCAGCAGCCGAGCGGCUUGGGACCCAACCUGCGUAUUGACACACAAGCCGGGUUUGGGCUGGACAUGCGCCAAUACCCAAUGUCGGCAACCACUGCGCCCUCUCCAUCAGACUACUCAAGCCCCAACUACUUCACCCAGGGCCCCGAUAGCACGCCGAUGCCCGCCUCGAGUUACAACACCCCCUACAGCGGCGCUUUCUUGUCGCCGAUGGUCCACCCGUCGCCUCUCGUGCCUCAGUCUGUGUCUCCGCUCUCGUUCACCAGCCACGGUCACGGAGACCCGGCCAUCGUCGACCAGUCACCACCUCUGUCCAUGGUUGGUCGGCCAUCGUCGGCAGAUCUGUACCCGGUCCACGAGUCUGCUGUUUCUGACGACGGGACGAGUCUGAACGAGAUGUACUCGAAGCACACCAUCAACCUUCCUAUGCACCCGCCUCAUUCACCGUUCGGCGAGACAACACAAGCGGACCUGGACAUGAACCAGCUCGUGUCAUUUGACCCGGCUGACUCUGCAAGCCUCUCACCGGAGGCUAUGCCACAUCAUGGCAUACCCGUCACGGAGUCAUGA